AUUUAUAAUUAUAAUUAAUAAAGUUGACAUAUCUUUCUUUAUUAAUCAUAUACAGCUGGAUAGGAUGAACUAAAAACUGAAAGCACAAAAACUUAAAACUUAAAACACAAAACUGAAAGCUUCAUAAUUUGAAAACAUUGCCUCAUCGUUAGAAAUAAUGGAUGAGGAUCUGAGAGAUGCGGCUCUGAGCGGAGAUGUGGAAUUCCUUAGAAAAUGUGUUGAAUCCAAUAAACCCAUGGAAUACUACCUGAGUUAUUACCCAAAAAGCAGUGAUGCUGAUAAACAUGAUCGUCAUCAUGGGAAUAUCUUCCACAUGGCAGCGUACAAUAACAGAGAAGAGUUUCUAAGAGAGGCCAUCAAAAUAUUACCUCUUGAAAACACUCACCAACUCCUCCUCCAACCACGUGAACCACUCAACGGAAACCCUCUUCAUGUAGCGGCCGAUCUCGGCAAUGUAAAGAUAAUAAAGAUGAUGUUAGAUGUGUACAGAUCAAUGCCAUCAUUACCAUCAGACCUUUCGCAACGACCCUGGUUACAGCAGACUACCGAAGGAGAUACCCCUUGCUACCUGGCUCUUGCUAAUGAUCACGAGGAAUGUGCGUUGGCGACUUUACAAAUGGAUAUGGAGUUGAUUUGCAAUACGCCUGAUAAUCGAGGCGUCUACAUGAUUUACGAUGCUGUCUAUAAUAAGUUAAGCAGGUUAGCUUUGGAGAUAUUGAGGUCUCCCUAUUCUAUUUGUUGCACGGGAUACGAGGGAAGAACUCCAUUUCACCUGAUACAUGUUUUAAAUAGCUCAGAGGAAGCAGAAGAAAUCUUUCGACGGUUGCUUCAAAGAGAGCCAGGCUUAAUUGAACAAGUUGACGAGAAUGGAUUUUCGGUAUUCUAUCACUGGGUUUUUGAUGGUAAAAUGUGGCCAUUUAAAUGUCUUCUAAAAUGCCAUGAUAUUAUCCCCGAUGUAAAGAGUGUUUUUGUUGACAUGGUAUCUUCAACAAACAUAUAUGGUGACAACCUUCUACAUAAUCUAGCCGAGUAUACAUCUAGAGAAGAAAUUGCUAUAGAAAUAGCAAAAUUACUUAUAGAUAUAUACAAACAAGAAUCAUCGAACAUCGAUGUGCUUCCCUGGUUAGUGCAGGAUACUAACGAAGAUACACCAUUGUCCUUGGCCAUUGCCCGUCAAUAUGAAAAGUUUGCAAUGUAUAUUAUAUCAGUGGAUGAAGAUGUCAUUAUUACAAGUCAGCAAAAUGUUUUGUUCUUGGCUAUCGAGAAGGGAUGUCAUGAAGUUGCAAAGAAGAUUUUUGACAUAAUAGAAAACAAAGGUUGGACUCAACUUCUUUAUAGUGAUCAGAAGAAUGUGUUGCAUCUUGCACCAUUAUGCAAACCAGAAGAGUUUUGUACAAGAUUGGUUGAAGGGCACCCAGAGUUACUCAAUGGAAUAGACAAAGGAGGGAUUACAAUAUUACAUAGUUGGCUUAAAAAGGGUGAAGAAUGGCUUUUUAAAUACAUUUUAGAGAGCAAAUGGAGGAGUACUUUUGUUAAGCUCAUAAAGGAAACAGAUUACAAUAAAUGGAACAAUCCUUUUCAUGUUGCUGCAACUACCACUAAUAAUGAAGCAACAAACCAAGUAGUAAAGCUCCUUGUUGAAGCUUUCAAAGAAGAAUUUCCUAAUUGGAAUGGGUAUAGUGCUACUCAAAUGCCAUGGUUUAUACAGAAUAAAGCAAAGGAAGGACCUUUGCACGUGGCCAUACGCAACAAAAAUGAAAAACUUGCAUUAUACAUAUUGUCUCUAUAUGAGGAAGAUCACAUCAAUGAACUGCUAGAUUAUUACGAGCCAGAGCACAUUACUUUGUUUUUAGCCAUACAGAAUGAUUGUCAAGACGUAACCAAGAAUAUAAUGUCAAGAUUAGAUAAAGGCAGCUGGACCAAAUAUCUUAAGGAUAUUUCUAAUGGCCGGAAUAUAUUGCAUUUGGCUCCAAGUUUGACAAAUGAAAAGUUCGGGACAUGGCUUGUCAAUGCAGCACCGGAAUUCAUCACCCAAAAAGACAACAAUAAACAAUCAUCUUGGGAUAAAGCUUAUGAAAUUGGUCCCGCAUGGUUUAUAAAAGCGGUUUUGGAGAAGGAUCCAUCCGUGUUCAAUAGUGCACCCUUGGUUUGGACCAAAGCCUGUGAGAAAGGUCAUGUCAAUGCUCUUUAUGCGUUCAUUGAACAUAAUCCUGGAGCAUUUCGAGAUCUUUGUAUUGGACAUAAGGAUUCACCUUUGCAUCACAUACGACUCCCAAAUUUAACGGAGUACGAAAAGUUUAUUAAGAUUUCACACAUGAAGGAUCUAAUCAAUAUUCAAAAUGACCAAGAUGAGACACCUCUACAUAAAGCCAUACGAAAAGGAGACAUAUUCCUAACGGAAACUCUGCUCAACAUGGAUAAGAUAAUAUAUGACAUUACUGACAAAACAAAUGUGACUGCAAUGGAUUUGUUGGCUCAUGUAUACAAGGAAGAUAAUGCAUGGGGGCAUAUGUGCAAAAGAAAUGGACUUGAUCCGACAAUAAAAACAACCUACUUUCAACAUAAGACGAAUUUAUUAGAUGUGCGAACUUCAUUAUUCUUAGUAGCAGCUUUGUUAGCCACCAUUACAUUUACUGCCGGAUUCACUCUUCCUGGUGGAUUUAAUCAAGACACUGGAGAAGCACUUCUAGGCAAGAAGGCUUCUUUUCUAGUGUUUUUGGUAUCUGAUACAUUGGCCUUGUUUUUUUCAAUGCUGGUGUUGAUAUGUCUCACAUGGUCCAUGGUGUUCAAACCCAGUAAGUCACUAAUACUGAUUGAUCGAAGCAUGGUAUUACUGAGGAUCGCACUCAACUGCACCUUAUUGGCGUUUAUGACUGGCGUAUAUAUUGUUAUGGCCCCAAGGUCCUUGUGGGUAGCCAUCCUUAUAAUCGUCAUCAUAAGCUUUCUGAUUAUUAUUUCAGUUGAUAAAACUUUCUUGUAUGAAGUCAUGGAUAAGCUAUUCCUUAUUGCAAAUAAGAGCAGUAAAGACCCAAUGCAACUAGCCGAACUGGGGUACUAUAAAGAUGGGUACAAAGAACUAAUUCCAUUACUACCCAAAAAUGAAUUGAACGAUGCUAAUGAGGGAGAUUGAGGAACGUCGAUCGGCCAAUCUCCAAAUGAAAAAUUGGAUGUUAUUAACUUGGUUUAGCUAGCUAAACUCUAAUUUGUUUCCUUACAUACAUGUUUUAUCUCCUUCAUCAUACAUUUUAUUCAGAGUUCCACUCUAUUGCUUAGAUGUGUACUCGCAUUUUCUUAAUGUAGAUUUACUUGCAUUUUCUUGAUGUAGAUUCAUACGAUUUUUAUAAAUUUCCUACAUCGUGUAUAAAGGACUAUUAUUACAUAA
Messenger RNA from Chenopodium quinoa (quinoa), 3382 nucleotides. RefSeq lists its product as uncharacterized. The transcript has 6 exons. NCBI's taxonomy places the organism in Eukaryota, Viridiplantae, Streptophyta, Magnoliopsida, Caryophyllales, Amaranthaceae. The record is from RefSeq and is a predicted model, not a curated record. Gene Ontology annotation, molecular function: protein phosphatase regulator activity; protein phosphatase 1 binding. Bases 158 to 3130 code for a protein of 990 amino acids. Gene Ontology annotation, cellular component: plasma membrane.